Gymnogyps californianus (California condor) is the source of this 3060-nucleotide messenger RNA. RefSeq names its product ADAM metallopeptidase domain 33 (gene ADAM33). The record is from RefSeq and is a predicted model, not a curated record. Lineage: Eukaryota; Metazoa; Chordata; Aves; Accipitriformes; Cathartidae. Gene Ontology annotation, biological process: proteolysis. Gene Ontology annotation, molecular function: metalloendopeptidase activity.
AUGGCCGGGCGGGCCCCCCGCAAGCCCUGCGGUCGUCGGGGCUUGGCCGCUUUUUGGGGGAGCCGCAUUUUCUUCUUGGGCUUGCUGCUGCUUCUGCCCGGGCGAGGGGAUGCUUCUGGACCUCGAGGGCCACCGUCCCACGGAGAGCGGGUCACCCCACACUGGCUCCUCGGGGGCCGUACCAGACGAGCCGUCAGCCUGGAUGAAAAGGUGCUGGCGCCUGCCCGGGCAAAGGUGGCCGUGAUGGCCGAGGGCAGAGAGCUCGUCCUGGUGCUGGAGAGGAACCAGCUGCUGGCACCAGGCUACACCGAGACGCACUACGCCGCGGACAGGCAGCCCGUGACAGUGGCCCCCAACCACACGGACCACUGCUACUACCACGGGCAUGUCCGGGGCUACCGUGGCUCCUGGGUUGUCCUGAGCACCUGCUCGGGAAUACGUAUGGAGACGGGCCUGAUAGUGCUGAGCAGCAACGCCAGCUACUACCUGAAACCCCUGGCCCCCGAGCCGGACCACCACAUCAUCCACCGAGCAGAACACUUGCCCAUCCGAGGUGGGACCUGCGGCCACGGCGACGAUUUCGGGAGCACCAUCGCCGACAUCGCUCGGCUCUUCCAGCCGGUGCACCACCGGGCGAAGAGAGAUGCCUGGAGGACCAUGAAGUACAUGGAGCUCUUCAUCGUUGCCGAUCACACACUGUACAGGAACCAGAACCUCAACCUGGGCCACACCAAGCAGCGCAUCGUGGAGAUCGCAAACUACGUGGACAAGUUUUACAGGUCGCUGAAUAUCAAGGUGGCUCUGAUCGGCCUGGAGGUGUGGACGGAGCGGGACCAGUGCGCCGUAACCAGCGACGCCAACGCCACGCUCUGGUCCUUCCUGCAGUGGAAGAAGGCGCUGAGGUCACGCAAGAAGCACGACAACGCCCAGCUGCUGACAGGGAAGACGUUCAGGGGGACAACCAUCGGCAUGGCCCCGCUGGAGGGAAUGUGUAGCGCGGAUAACUCCGGAGGCGUCAGCAUGGACCACUCGGAGCAGCCCGUUGGAGCAGCCGCCACUAUGGCCCACGAAAUCGGCCACAAUUUCGGCAUAAGCCACGACAGCGCGGGCUGCUGCGUGGAGGCCACCCCGGAGCAAGGCGGCUGUGUCAUGGCAGCGGCCACCGGACACCCCUUCCCUCGCGUGUUCAGCUCCUGCAGCAAGAGGCAGCUGGAGAACUACUUCCAGAAGGGAGGUGGCAUGUGUCUCUUCAACCUGCCCGACACCAAGGACCUGGUGGUGGGACGGAAAUGUGGCAAUGGCUUUCUGGAGGAAGGAGAAGACUGUGACUGCGGGGAGGUAGAGGAGUGCACCAACCCAUGCUGCAACGCGCACAACUGCACGCUGAAGGAGGGGGCCCAGUGUGCCCACGGCGACUGCUGCCAGAGCUGCAAGCUAAAGGUGGCUGGGACGAUCUGCAGGGAAGCAGCGGGAUCCUGCGACCUCCCCGAAUACUGCACGGGUGCCUCACCCUACUGCCCGGCCAACGUGUACCUGUUGGACGGCUCAUCCUGCGCCUAUGGCGAGGCUUACUGCAACAACGGCAUGUGCAUGACCCACCACCAGCAGUGCGUCCAGCUCUGGGGACCAGGCGCCUGGCCAGCUCCGGAUGCCUGUUUCCAGGACGUGAACAUGGCGGGCAACACCUACGGCAACUGCGGCAAAGACAGUCAAGGGCGCUAUGUGAAAUGCGACAAGAGGGACGCUAUGUGUGGCAAGAUCCAGUGCCAGAGCUCAGCUAAGAAACCCCAGGGGACCAACACCGUCUCCAUCGACACCACCAUCCGUUUCAACGGGCGGGAGGUGAAGUGCCGGGGCACCUACAUGUACACUGCAAAGGAUGAUGAGGAAGACCUCUCCGACCCUGGGCUGGUGAUGACGGGGACAAAAUGCGGAGAUGGGAUGGUUUGCAAAGAUCGCCGGUGCCAGAAUGCCUCCCUUUUUGAGCUGGAAAAGUGUGUUUCCCGGUGCAACGGCCAUGGGGUCUGCAACAGCAACAAGAACUGCCACUGUGAUGCCGGCUGGGCUCCCCCCUACUGCGAGAAGCCGGGCUUGGGUGGCAGUGUGGACAGUGGCCCCGUGCAGCGCGACAAUCACGAAGCCAUCUUGAUAACCCUUCUGCUCAUCUUCCUGCUCUUCCUCCCGGCCCUGAUGAUGAUCAUCUACUUUUGGUACCGGCGGGAGAACUCGCUCUUGAAUAAAUGGAUAAAGGAGAUGAGGAGGAGGAGCCAGGAGACGUAUAGCAGGAGCAAAACCAUCAGUCGGAAGUCAACCAGUGGCCAUCCCAAAGCUGCUUUCACCUUGCGGAACAUUUCCACCUCCAGCCACACUAGUAAAGCAAAGCGGGCUGCGUUCCCUCCCAAACCCAACGCUCACCAGCCCGGCUCCCAGCCUGUCAACAUUGUCCACCCUCUUCGCCCGGCUCCCCACUCCAUCCCUCCGCGCCCGAGAGACCCCAAGCCUGCCAGGCCACCUCCGCCAGUCAGCAAAUCGCCCAUGGUCCCCACCAAAACGGUCGUCUCCCAGGCUAAGCUGCCACCUCCGAAGAAACCUCUUCCCUGCAGCCCCGUGAGAACCCCGCUGGUUGUCCCAAAGCACCAGCCUCCCCGUCGGCCGCUGCCUGGAAGUCCUCUUCUGGCCAAAGAGCUGCCUCCUGCACAUAGACAGACCCUGCUGGUCAUGGUCCCUCCUACCAACUUCAAGGUGUCGCGUACAAGUGCCAUGAGCCACCCCACAAGGCCAUUAAAGCCGAUGCCACCUCAAAGGCCAGUCCCAGCCAUCAAAGUCCAAUCAACCUCCUUCCCCUUGAAGAAGUGACAAACCAAGGACACCUUAAGCCCAUCCUUCCUGAGCUGGCUCUCCUGAUUUGCACUGCUGCUGGCGACAGGGGUCUUUUAUUCCUCUCUUGUUUUAUUUGUCUUUUGAUACCAGAGGACUAUUUUUAUAGGACAGAAUAUGUAUUCAGCACAAAAACUGUAGUGGUGGGAGGAGGAGAGGGGAAAUUGGUACCAUGACGUAACU